AUGGGACGCAGAAAGAUUGAGAUCAAGGCCAUCAAGGAUGACAGGAACCGCUCUGUCACCUUUCUCAAGCGAAAGGGCGGCCUGUUCAAGAAGGCGCACGAGCUCUCCGUCUUGUGUUCGGUGGACGUCGCCGUCUUCAUCUUCGGCAACAACAAGAAGCUGUACGAAUACUCCUCCACAGAUAUGCGUGAGAUGAUCACAAGAUACACCUAUCACGGUGGCCCGAACGAGCAUAAGGGGCCCUCAGACUUCAACGGCGGCAACGACGAGGACGAAGAUGAGGAAGGCGAUGGCACGCCUCCUCACGGAGACUCCAUGGAGCCUCAAAUGAUUCCGCCUCAGUUCCAAGGACAAGCGCCCUUUCCUCACAUGCGACACCACACUCCAUCAGCAUCACCGCCGAUCCCCAACGGCAUGCCUUUCCCGCAGCACCCUGGUCAUCCCGUACAACGCGGGCACACGCCGCAGCCGCAGAUGGGAUCGCGCCCUGCCUCUAGGCAAGACAUUCGCCGGAUGGGCCCCAACAUGGGCCCUCAGCCUGUCGGCCCUCCUGGAUCUCAGCAACCUCCUGUCAACGGAUUCGCGUACAUGCCCAACCCGGCCAUCUACAACCCUCAAAGCCAACCCAACAUGCCGCCUAACAUGCCUCACGGAUUACCCCAACACGGCCCUCAGUAUCCUCAAUACCCGCCGAACCCUCAUCCCCCUCACAUGCAACAAUACAUCGAGGAGCAGCGCCGUUCUAUGCCACCCAACUACCCGCAACAGCACGGACCGCCUCAAGGGCCUGGACCCCAGGUAUCUCGGAUCUCGCCAUCUCCGCCGCAGCCUCCUACCCAGCAGUUGCCUCCUCAGCCGCCUCAGAUGUCACCCCCGCCGCCACAGCCUCAGCAGCUUGAGCCUCAGCAGCAACCGCAUCCUUCACCUCAACCUCAGCACCAGCCUCAACCUCAGCAGCAGCAGCAGCAACAACCGCCGCCGCCGCCACCGCCACAGGCGCCGGAGGCCGCGAUGCCGGCGCCCAUGGAACCCCGAUCCGAGCCGCAAGACAGACCUCAGCCGCCGCUCUUGAAUACUGAUAGCGCGAUCAAGAAGCUGCCGCAGCGCAAGCAGCACAGCAUCUUCACGCCUAUCGACGAGAACCGCUCGAUUUUGUCUCAACAUUUAGCUUCGUUCGCCUCCGACCAAAGUAACGGGAAAGGAGAUGCCAAUCGUCCUCAGCUGCCCGAUCAGAUCAUCAAGGUUGAGGCUAAUCGCGCUCAGUCGGUGGAUGUGGGCGCGGUCUCAAGGACCAACGGUUCUACCUCUUCCCCGCCUCUGCCUCAGCGCGCCAGCACUCAGUCGCUGAACAAGACUCGCAACAUUUCUGUAUCGUCUAUCCCGGAGACAACGUUUACUCCACCUUCUCGCGCCAAUAGCAUGAAGAUUGGAGGAGGUGGUGCGCGUCCCCGUUUGAGGGUGGAGAUUCCCGACGAACCUUCGGAUGGCGGUAGCGCAACUGCCGAGUCAAACUCUCCUCGCAACUCGACAGACGCCACAUCCCAGACGACUCGGCGACAUGCAUCCGAUUCGCACUCUUCCGGAAUGGUCCUCCCGCCGCCAUCCCCAUCCGCACAAACGCUCCUUUCGGCCGGUGCCACGGGCCCUCCCAAUCCGUUUGCUCGUCCUCCGCCUCAGCAGCAAAACAGCAACAUGAACAUUGACACUCCAGUGUCCGCUCUCCCCUCACGAUUCCUCAACAAUGAGUUUCUCCCAAGCCCCAGCAGCUUCUACCCUGAGUGGUAUUCGCGGGGCGGCAGUGACAGCAACACGCUGCCCAGCCCUUUGAACUUCGCGACUCCUGUGGUUGGCUCAGGUCCCAGUUUUCUGAGGGACGACAAUGCCACCAGCACCAAGCGCAAGAGUCCCGAAAUUAGCGCCAGCGGCCCGCACGACGGGCCCGAGGCUGGCAACGAGCCUAAGCGGGUUCGAGUCGACUCCUGA
Molecule: messenger RNA, 1983 nt
Organism: Colletotrichum karsti
Lineage: Eukaryota; Fungi; Ascomycota; Sordariomycetes; Glomerellales; Glomerellaceae
Exons: 3
Coding region: 1-1983 (660 amino acids)
Biological process (GO): positive regulation of transcription by RNA polymerase II
Molecular function (GO): RNA polymerase II cis-regulatory region sequence-specific DNA binding; DNA-binding transcription factor activity, RNA polymerase II-specific; protein dimerization activity
Source: RefSeq, a predicted model, not a curated record